CCCAUCCACCACCGAAAAACACUUAUACAUUCAACGCGCAUCAGUACCGACACACGAGUCCCUUCACGCACACCACGAAACCACCACGAACCAUGGCCGACGUAGAAAUGACCGACGCAGCCCCCAAGAAGGCUAAAGCCGGUCCCAGCGGCGGCGACACAGCAGACGGAAAGAAGAAGUUUGAGGUCAAGAAGUGGAAUGCAGUCGCGCUGUGGGCUUGGGACAUUGUAGUCGACAACUGCGCCAUUUGCCGCAAUCACAUUAUGGACUUGUGUAUCGACUGCCAGGCCAAUCAAGCAAGUGCCACCAGCGAGGAGUGUACGGUCGCUUGGGGGAUUUGCAAUCACGCCUUUCACUUUCAUUGCAUUUCGAGAUGGCUCAAGACGCGUCAGGUGUGUCCGUUGGAUAACAGAGACUGGGAGUUUCAGAAAUAUGGUCGUUGAGCAGCUGGAGGGGAAGAUAUCGCGAGAGAUCCAGUUUCACCAGAGAAUGCUCAAUUGGGCGGGGACCGAAAAGAAGCGCUAUGGGCGUCACGAUGGCAUGAAAACGGAGCGCAGGCAGACACUUGGGACAUGGCAUCUCGCGGAAUAUGGGGAAUACUGAGAUAUUGGCAUGAGAGACGAUGCGAUUUUCUGCCCAGUCAGGUAGGCAUGACGAAUCACUAUGCUCUGAGUAUCAUACGUCGUAGCUAGCUAAAAGCCAGCUGAUACGACACAUUUUCAUACGAACACUUGUUCGAACGCGUCCUUGAUGUCUCCGCAGACCAGUUUAUGUCUCUCCAUGUUGCCCAUUGCCUUGUAACCUGCAGCAUUCGCCCCGACUUGGCUGACCCAGCUAGCUGAUCUUCUUCCCAUCAACUUCAAUUCCUGUCAAAUCCAGCCCUUGCAUCGCGCCUUGUGUUGUCCUAGGUGGCAGCCAAUUCUGCGGGUGUUUGUUGAAGAAAGGGUACGGUGGCACGACCACGAGGAAGGCGAGAGCGGUGCCCCCAAGGCCGACAUAGAGGGUCGCGUAGAUGUUUUGUGUGAAGAAGCCGACUAGGAAGGCAAUGGCGCCCACAAGGGAUAGAAAGCCAUAUGUGAUAUAUUCUGCUAGACGUUGGCCUUCGAAGUCGAUUUCGCCUUCGUAGAUUGUGCGUGCUUGGUCCAGUAGUGCGUCCAUGACUUUGGU
Messenger RNA from Sphaerulina musiva SO2202, 1167 nucleotides. Its product is annotated as RING-box protein 1. NCBI's taxonomy places the organism in Eukaryota, Fungi, Ascomycota, Dothideomycetes, Mycosphaerellales, Mycosphaerellaceae. Gene Ontology annotation, biological process: protein ubiquitination; ubiquitin-dependent protein catabolic process. The transcript is spliced from 4 exons. Gene Ontology annotation, molecular function: zinc ion binding; ubiquitin protein ligase activity; cullin family protein binding. Gene Ontology annotation, cellular component: nucleus; cullin-RING ubiquitin ligase complex. The coding region runs from base 93 to 443 and encodes 116 amino acids. The record is from RefSeq and is a predicted model, not a curated record.